AUGGAGUCCAAUUUUAUUGAACCGAUUUCUCAUUCCCCAGAUUCCUUCACCAACUGCAAUACCAUCCAUUCAAGUGACAAUUUUCUCAAUACUUGUGACGUGAAAGGUGAAAAGUUUAACAAGGUUAGCAAUGCCAUAGAAUGUAUGGACAUUACUGAGUUUGGAAGUGAUGACACAGAUCUUGUUGAUGAGGUUUGUUGCCUUGCCGAAGAUGAAAUACCAAUAGUUGGGAUGCAGUUUGAGGAUUUGAAACUGGCUCAGGAAUUUUAUGCUACAUAUGCAAAGAAAGUCGGUUUCGUAUGUAAGAUACGGAACACAAAUCUUGAUAGGAUGACAAAAGAACCGAUUAACCAAUCUAUCCAUUAUAACCGGGAGGGUUUUCGUGGAUCUCAUGUUAAAGCACCCACACGGAAGAACACGGUUGCAGGUGUGGGGUGCAGAGCAAGGAUAUAUGCAAAGUUUGACAGAGAGAAGAAAGACUGGGUCUUGUUGAAGGUUGAUUUGAGGCACUCGCACCCGUGUUCAACUAAAAAGGUGUUGCAUUACCACGAGAAUAGAGAGUCAACCAUGCAUGUGAAAUGCAUGAUUGAGGUUAAUGAUGAGGCAGGAAUUCGACCCGAUAAGACAUUUCUAGCAUUGGCUAAUGAGGUUGGUGGGCCGUCGAACUUGGGCUUCUUCGAGAAGGAUGUCAAGAAUUACAUCUCAGCAAGACUCCGAUCCACUAAUAUCAACGCCGAUGUUAAGGAGAUGCUGGAUUACUUGAUGCGAAUGAAGGAGAUGAAUCCGAACUUCUUCUACGUAGUAAAUGUGGACGACGAUUACAAAUUUCAAAGUGCAGUUUGGGUGGAUGUACGGUGCAGGGCUUCUUAUGAGUACUAUGGAGACGUGGUGUCAUUUGAUACCACAUACAGCACGAACCGGCAUGGUUUGCCGUUCGCCGCUUUCGUAGGUGUAAACCACCAUGGUAAGUCUACUUUGUUGGGUUGUGCUCUUCUAGGCACUGAGGAGAUCCCUAGCUUCGAGUGGGUGUUCACGCAAUGA
Arachis ipaensis is the source of this 1041-nucleotide messenger RNA. Lineage: Eukaryota; Viridiplantae; Streptophyta; Magnoliopsida; Fabales; Fabaceae. The record is from RefSeq and is a predicted model, not a curated record.